AUGUCAUUGUUCAUAUCGCUCAUAUCACUUCUUUGCCUCGCCCUUCAGAUCGGGUCUCAGAGUUCAUCGUUCUCCCAUGAAAUCGCAGGCAUUAAGGGUCUUGUUCAGGAGUCGGGAUUGAAGUUUCAUAUGCAUGCGACUGGGACCAUUAUCGUCGCUAAUAGAUUAUUUUCAGAAGGACCGUGGGACGAAGUUUUCCGACUGAUUGGUGUCGCUCACACUUUAGUCCAUCACAGCGGUAUUUCGAGGAUCCAAACUGAUGUUCGUAUCAUGACGAGGUAUGAUCUAAGACAUGGAAUUUCUUACAACUUUGAAAAUGUGCUUAUGAUUUCUAUUACAUAG
Molecule: messenger RNA, 342 nt
Organism: Penicillium riverlandense
Lineage: Eukaryota; Fungi; Ascomycota; Eurotiomycetes; Eurotiales; Aspergillaceae
Product: thiamine-binding protein
Exons: 2
Coding region: 1-342 (113 amino acids)
Cellular component (GO): cytosol
Source: RefSeq, a predicted model, not a curated record